AAUCGAGACGGAAAACAAGACGGACGUUGCUGCGCGUCGCUCCCGAAAAAUAUUUAAUUUGAGGACGCUCUUUCGCGAGUUCAGACGCAGACAUAAAUAAACCAUCAACUUUUGCUCCAUUCCAGACUGCAAAGUCGGUUGUAGCCAAGCCCCCAAACCCCCAUUGCAAGUGAAUCGGCUUUAACAAAAGUGUCGGCGGAGAAAUGCUGAACGGACAGCGUCGCGUCUAACAAAAAACAAGUACACAGCUUGCGAAUGCACAUAAACAAGACGAGACAGCAAACGAAGAAUCGAGUGAAAACCUAUUUUAAAACGCCGAGCUAUAUUUAUUUUGUUGACGCUCAAGAUUUUUGGUGUUCGCAUCUGAAUGUCUGCGAGUGCGUGUGAGUGCGCGAGUGCAAUUGUGUGGGUUGCAUACCACGGCGAAUAACUGCAAUUGCAAUAGAGAGCAGACACAUACACACAUAAUUGGAUUAUGGCCACACGGCAAUAAGAACAGAGAGUGAAGAGAGCAGUGGCCAAAACCGAACGGACUUCCAAUUGCGAGCGCUUCCAUGCAGCUUCCACAACUGCAACGUGCCAAGAAUCGAAGAACAAUCCAAAGCAUUCUAAAUAACGAUAAUAAACAACCAACUAAGUACACAAAUUUCUGAUACGAAGCAAAAACAGUGAUUGAUAGAUAGUUAUCCCAAUUUUUUUAUUGUUUCAAAAUUUUGAAAGUUGUCAAUCUCGGACCUAUGGAUCCGAUUCAUGUUUCGUGCUGCGUCCCCAUAAACAAACACUAAAAAUAUCAUCCGUACAAACAAUCGUGCCCGUCUAUCCGUCGCGUUAACCCGCCAACUAUUCUGUUACCAUGGUGUAGCAAAGAGCUCCAGCAUCAGCCAAUCCACAUAGAUACAACUCGAUCCGCAGAGUUCUCACCCACAAGCAGUCACAAGGCAAGGUCGCCCAACGCCAAAAACAAACCAACUUUACAUACACAUCGGGAUACGACAGCAACAUACUUCGUAGCUGAUAGACAUGAGCCUGAAUCAGCACAGUGGGCCCGGUCCGCCGUCGGAGAUCUGCGGACUAUCAGUGGACCAGGUGGACUCCUCGAUGUCCGCCCCCGCCCAUGCCUCCCCCUUUGUCUGGCCCAGCACAGCAGGUAUGUGCAGCAACACCACCACACUGUCACCAUCUGUUAGUGCAGCGUACAAAGGCGCAGGAGCCACAUCCAAUGGAGACGCCACCGCCGAAGCUUCGGCGAAACAUCAGCCGCUUCACAAUGGCGGAUGGAUCGGGAAUGGUCUGCCGCCUGCGCCCGUGACCAGGACCAUAUCAUCAGAUCGCCUGGUCACCGGUAGUUCGUGUCGGGCGCUUCGCACCGCCGUCUCAGCAUUAUAUUCCGUGGAUGACUUCGUCAAGGAGAAAAUUGGAUCGGGAUUUUUCUCAGAGGUCUACAAGGUCACACAUCGUACAACCGGCCAGGUGAUGGUGCUCAAGAUGAAUCAGUUGCGGGCCAAUCGACCGAAUAUGCUGCGGGAGGUGCAGCUCCUGAACAAGCUGUCGCAUGCAAAUAUACUGAGCUUCAUGGGCGUUUGCGUGCAGGAGGGCCAACUGCACGCCCUCACGGAGUACAUCAAUGGCGGCUCCCUGGAGCAGCUGCUGGCCAACAAGGAGGUGGUGCUCAGCGCCACGCAGAAGAUAAGACUGGCGCUGGGUAUAGCGCACGGCAUGUCCUACGUCCACGACGCGGGCAUCUUCCACAGAGAUCUGACGAGCAAGAACGUACUUAUUCGCAAUCUGGCCAACGAUCAGUAUGAAGCCGUCGUGGGUGACUUUGGUCUAGCCGCAAAGAUACCGGUCAAAUCCAGAAAAUCACGCCUGGAGACCGUCGGCUCACCGUAUUGGGUCAGUCCGGAGUGCCUGAAGGGCCAGUGGUAUGACCAGACGAGCGAUGUCUUCUCCUUCGGCAUCAUCCAGUGCGAGAUCAUAGCCCGCAUCGAGGCCGAUCCGGACAUGAUGCCGCGCACUGCGUCGUUCGGCCUGGACUAUUUGGCAUUUGUCGAGCUGUGUCCCAUGGACACACCCCCCGUCUUUCUACGCCUGGCCUUCUACUGCUGUCUGUACGAUGCAAAGAGCCGCCCCACUUUCCACGAUGCCACCAAAAAGUUGACCCUGCUGCUGGAGAAGUACGAGCACGAGUCGUCGGCAGGAGCGAGUCCACUCAGCUCGCUGGAGCUGAUCAACUGCUCCCCGGGUGGCAGUGAUUCGGAGAAUGUAAGCUCAACUCCCCGGACUUCAGCACCCACUGUGGCCACCAUUUGUACGGCGCCAGCCGGAACUUUAACGCCGCGACAUCUGCGGGAAGUGGAUGAGGACGGCUUCCGUUUCCCGAGUAAAAAGUCCGCCUCGGCCGCACUGCCGGGCACGCCAAAUGGGUCGGCCGGCAGCAAUGGCUUCGAUGACCACGUACUAAAGUCCCGAGUACGACGUGCCACUCAGAAGUUGGAGGCCGAGAUCCUUCUGCACCGGCGCUCGCUGAGCGAGAACAUCAUACACUUUCCCAUGCACACAUCGCCCAGCGACAAGGCGCGGUGUCAUCAGAUGCAGCGCCAGCGCUCCUCCACCCACUCUCCAACGCCACCCAGGCAGCUGACUUCGGCACAGCUGCCCGCCACGGCUAUUCCGGAUCCACCACCGCUUCCCCAGCCCGUGCCCGCGGUUCUUACGCUGCGCAAAGUGGGCGAAACGAUGUGUCUGAAGGACCCACAGUACAAGCCGACGUCCGAAAAGGAUCACAACGGCUCGAAACCGAAUCCGUUCGAAGCGCUGGCGCAGCUGCGGGGCGUCAAGAAGAUCCUGGACGCCAAUCCAAAGACCUAUGCAGCCGGUGUGGGUGAUCUCUUCAGCUCGUGCUUCGAGACGCUGGCGCCGUUCUUCAAGGAGCUGGCUGCCAUGCAGAGCAAGGCGGUGGCCCAGGGAGGAGGAGCCGGUACGGAUGAAGCAGCAGCGGCAUCACCAGCUGCAAAGGCAACGGCGGCCAUGCCCAGUGAACCAAAGAGCCUGCCGGUGUCGCCGCACAUGACGCGCAAGUACAGCGCCAUCGAGCUGCGACUGCCCCAGAGGAUCAGUAGUAAUGUUGCCCCAGUUGCCCCGCCACCAACUGCCGCCCUAGCAGCGGAUGAGGAUGACUGCGAUGACUGCAACUCCGAAGGCGAGGAUCCCGAUGGCGGCGGCAACUGUGCGGAUGCCGAGUCCAGCAGUGAUGACAGCGCAGUGCGUCCGCCCACCGUGCCAACGGCUCGCAAAUACCGCGCGAAUUCCUUGUACACCCAUCCGCUUUUUCGCGGCCCCAAUGGCACCAGCUUGAAAAGUACCAGCACCGGCGAAUUCGAGAGUCCAGCUCUACUGAAGGCCAGCGCAUCGACGAUAACGUUGACCGCCUCGGUGGGAGCAUCCAAUUCAUGCGAGGAUCUAACAGAAAGCGCCCGGAAAUCCAAAGACCCAUCGAGUUGCAGUGCAGCAGCCACGGCCUUGGCUUCACCCGCUCCCAUGUCCGGCUCUCCGGCCAGGCUGGCAGAGACCCCGGCGUCCGUGUCGUCUUGCACCGAUCUGGAGCUCGACGAACUAAAGGCCACCUGCGAUCUGAGCGAGCUGAAGAACUCGUGUGAGCAGCUGCCCCUGAAGGCGAACGUAACGAGACGGGACUCCAUCGAAAGUGGCUUCUUUUCGUGCUUCAACGAGGAGUCGGAUGCGGCGAUAACCAACAACAGUUUCGGACGGCAGCUGAACGGGAUUGGGUCGUUGGGGUUUGGCUGCGGCGGCGGUGGCAACAGUAGCAACUGCUGCUACGAGAAGUUGAAGGCGCAGUUGAUGCUCGAUGCAUGUGUCAGCGCAGAUAGUGAAAUCAACGAUAAACUUGCGAGUCUGUGUCGCUGCUGCUACUACGCCACCUCCACAUCGAAUGCCGCCGUAACUGCUGCCGCUGCUGCGGCCCAACAACAACAGCAGAGCCACCUGCUCAACGACACAUCCUCGACCUCGUCGUCGGUCUUGCUAAUCGACAACGAUCCCGCCGUGAUCGGGGGCAACACCUCAUCGUCCACAGCGCUGGACUCGAUGGAUGACUUGGACGCCGAAAUUGUGGCUUCGCGGCCCACACAUCAGCGACGCUACACCUGCCACCAUGCCUUGCUCAGCGGGAACGGCAGUGACUCACAGAUGGCGGCCACGGCGGGCCUGAUCAAUCGACUGGCCCUGGACUCGGAGAUCCACACGCUGCUCCAACGCAGCCCGUUUGCGACGAACCAACUGCUGUACUGCAAGAACCGCACCUCGUCCAUCUACACGGACAGCUCCGACGACAUCAGCAGCUUGGCGGGAUCCGAUUCCCUGCUCUGGGACGAUCGCUCCUUCACGGCACUGCCCAGCACGCGAUCCGCGCAGAUAGCCAAGAUAGUGGAGUACUUCGAGCGGAAGCGGCAGGACUCCUCGCCACCAUCGAUGCACCAUCGCAAUGGGAACGGCACGGUGGCCGCUGCUGUGGCUGCCUCGGCACUGGGCUCCAACUACCUCUCGUACGAGUCGCGUCGCUAUUCGGACUUCAAGCGGCACCUGAAUGCGGACGCUCUGUGCUUCGACCUGGACAAGAAGCCGGCGCAGCAAAGGAUGAUGGUGUGCGAGGGUGCGGUCAAGUCCAAGCUUCCAAUAUUCGACAAAAAGAAGUAACUGUUGGGCGGCUAUGGAAACCUGGACCUGACUCUUAUUUAGUAACUUAUUUGUUGAGUCACCUUGAGACUUCGUUAGAUUCUGUGAGAUUUUUAUAUCCGAUUCCUUCAUACCUGGCAGUACCACUUGAUAAGAAUACAAACAAUCGCAAAUUAGUUUGCCCACAAAAGUUGGUUAGUUUUCGAUGCCUAGAAGUGUGACUUAGUUGAUAUUUUAAUUCCUUAUCGUAAUGUGAAUAGAGCGCAAUUGCAAAUAAGCCAAAAUGUUCUACUAAAAACUAAGCAUGCCCUCUACAAUAAGAAAAAUAUUAUUAUUAGUUUUAUUAGUUUGCAUCUAAUUACAAUUUACCAUUUACAUACAUAUACAUUAACAUAAUCGUAUGUCGUACUGGUUCCUAGUCCUUCAAAUUUACAUCGCUACAUAUAUUAUGCUAAAUUAGCGAGUAUUCAGAAACCAAUUGUGGAAAGUAUUUAUUCUUAUUAAUUAAAUCUGUCGCUGAUAAACUCCUAUGAAAUGGCAUAGCUGUUCUUUAUAAAUACCUUUACAUAUAUUAUUAAAUUUAUCGCGCUAUUUAUUUGAUUUUGUCUAAACUCUGUAUAAAAGGAUUAUGUUUAAAAUACAAUACAAAUAUACAUACAUACAUACAUACAUAUAUAUUUAUAAAUAUAUAAUUAUCUAUAUAAAAUGGCAUAUUGCAAUACAUACAUUUUACAUGUAACGAUUAACUACCAAAUAAGGUCGAAGUUAAAUAUCUAUGUAGACUUAUCAACUUGAGGUUUUAAGACUUGAAGAAGCCCCCUUGCUCUCGAAAAAUGUACAGAUGAUUCCGGAUUCGGAUCAAUUCGAGAAGCAGACCGAUUAUCAUUGGCCAAUCUCGAUCGGCCUAAUCCAACAGGACUUUAAUUUUACUUUUUAACGUUAAAAUUAUGUGGGUAUCUGCAUUACAAAUAAAUACAUGUGUAUACAUCAAACCCCUCGGAUUGAUAAAAUAGGUUGGGUGAAAUUUGAGAUUUUAUAAAGAUUACAUUAUAGGACAUAAAUUAUGUUUUGCUUUAUUUUGGCGUGUCCUCCUAUAAUCGAACUUACAUACAUAUACGGUUAAUGCAAUUCGGCUGCAAUUAUACUUCAAUUAUUACACAUAUUGCAAAAGCAAGGCGAAGACUGAGCCAUCGUUUUUUAAUUGGCUAGUAGUUUCCAUUAUACUGAUAAUAGGAAAAUAUAUCCGUAACUUGAUUAUUUAUCGAAAAUUCAUUAGGAAUUAAUGGCUCCAACUGAAGCAUCUUACUUUACCAGCUUAGACACUGUUCAACAGAAAACUAAUUAAGAUAAAAGAGACUUCCGUGGCAGCUGUAAAUAAAGUACUGUAUGUGUACAUACGAUUCAUCAGUAUAGCAAAGAUUGUUAGGAAAUGUAUGUCGUCCAUUUGAGCAUAAAACACGUCAACCUCAUUGCAAAUCAUCGUCUUGUUAAUGGGUUCUAAGUAAAGCCAAACAUUAGAGAAUCAUGAAUUUAAAAUUCGUUUCCGGUUGCCAAUCAAACAUUUUAAUGCACUUACCGACUUGGGUCGAUCAUGAAAAAGUAUUAUAUAUAUUAUUAUCAACAUUGAAAUCGCAGUCCAUCCCAGACAUAUAAACAAAAUCAGUUUCGGACUUAGCAAGUCACAAAAGCGGAAUCAUGUCAAACAGACAAACAAAUGAUUUUGUAAAACUGUAAAACUGAAUUGUACUCGUAUAAUAAAGAUACUGAAAUAGAAAAA
Messenger RNA from Drosophila gunungcola (fruit fly), 6469 nucleotides. RefSeq lists its product as uncharacterized. Gene Ontology annotation, molecular function: protein serine/threonine kinase activity; ATP binding. The record is from RefSeq and is a predicted model, not a curated record. The transcript has 8 exons. Lineage: Eukaryota; Metazoa; Arthropoda; Insecta; Diptera; Drosophilidae. Gene Ontology annotation, biological process: actin cytoskeleton organization; protein phosphorylation. Gene Ontology annotation, cellular component: nucleus; cytoplasm. The coding region runs from base 1021 to 4713 and encodes 1230 amino acids.